This is a messenger RNA of Penicillium bovifimosum, 2730 nucleotides long. RefSeq names its product PX domain-containing protein. Gene Ontology annotation, molecular function: phosphatidylinositol binding. The transcript is spliced from 7 exons. Lineage: Eukaryota; Fungi; Ascomycota; Eurotiomycetes; Eurotiales; Aspergillaceae. The record is from RefSeq and is a predicted model, not a curated record. The coding region runs from base 1 to 2730 and encodes 909 amino acids.
AUGCCGGAGUCGCAAUCAGAUCCCGCAUUCCCCAAUGGGGCCAAGGGAGAUGUGGGCGCCAUCCCACCGGGUCAGAUCCUGACCGGCAAGCAAGAACACUAUCUCAAGCGUGAGCUAAUCGCUCGCGAAGUCCGCGCCGAAAUCUCCGAGCUGAACUCCCCCACCGCAUUACAGCGAUUCGGCGCCCCGUUCAGAUCGGAAUUCGGCGAGGUCGCGCCUGUCGACUCGGAGCUUCCGAUCCUUCGGUACAUCUUCGUUCACCAUGUUCGCAAUUUCCCGUUCCUUGACCAGGCGCGCGAAAAGGAGUUCUGGCAGGAUAAGCUGCAAGUGUUCCUCGAAUCGUUCGCCAACAAACAUGUGUCUUCUUCGGAGGAUAGACUGGAGGAAACGAAACGCCGGAAAUUGGCUCGGAAAUGCGAGAAGCUCGUGGAGCUGAUGAUGGUCUCGGGCGUGCCGACCGCGUCAGGAUAUGAGGAGCGCAUUCAGUUCUCGGAGAUUGAAGUUGUUGAGCGCGGUGCUCAAGAUUCCGGUCUGCUCGUUAAUAUUCCUGAGGGCAAUGCGAUUCAUGGUUGGGAUGUGAAUGUAGCCGCUGUUCGCACAACCUCUGUCAAGCGGACAGUGCGGUACCAUCAACAUGCAGAAUUCAUUAUUCGAGUCCGUCAGGGCGAUAAAAAGGAGCUCCAUGUUGGGAGGAGGUAUGGAGAAUUCGUCAAGCUCCACAAAAGACUGAGCACUGAGAUGCCUGGAAAGCACCUGCCUCCUCUUCCACGCAAGAACAAGUCCUCCACCUCGAGCUGGUGGGGUGCUGCUGUAGAUGAUGACGCUUCGUCCAUUUCAUCCAUCUCAACACAGGGAACGGCUGCCCCGGAGGAUAACAGACUUUCUGUGCCAACUACACCCGGCAACCUCCGACGAUCAGCCUCCCGAGGAUCGAUGCGGUCAACAAAGUCGCCACGUGCAUCAUCAGGGGAUGUGUCAAGGGAGACUGUUCUAUACAGGGAGGAGCAACGUGUGUCGCUCCGCGCUUUCCUGCGUACCAUUUUGCAAAACAAGCGAGUUGCGGAAUCCAAGGCCAUGGAGGAAUUUUUGACUUCUCGCCCUAUCAAUCUGAACGAGGAAGAGUUGAUCGACGUCCGCAAACGAAAGGAUAUGGAUGCUGUCAGAAUCGAAGAACAGAAGAGAUUCUAUGAGAUUGCUCGACAGCGAGCAGCUGAGUUGGAUGUUUACAUGGAGCGGUUCCGGCGAGAUAUUGUGGAGAGCAACGGAUUGACAAAGCUUUUUGCGGAGAUUCGGGUAAAGCCCACGAUUCAAGACCUCAGCCCACAAUACCAGAAGUUUGCUGAGUGGCUUCGUAUUGAGGUUGCCGCGACGAUAUACCAUUUGUUCCUAGCCGAGGAUAACUCCCCAGAACUGUUUGCACAAGCGAAGAGAAUCCACGGUCUCGUUCCAUAUACGCUGAUGAAGAAUGUGAUUCGCAUCGCCAACCCUGCUGCGGUCAUGUCUGGUGUUCUUGACCUUUUCAUGGCACAGCCCUUCGGCUCGCGUUCCCUUCUGCAACGGAUCUUCUCUUUGACACUAAAUGAAGGCAUCAAAGAUUUCCAGAGAUCUAUUGACACUCUGGCAGCAAAGGUCGAAGAUACGAUUCUAACUCAGAAGCUAAAGUCCUUCGCGGAAGCGGAUGAGGAUAUCAAGAAUGAUAUUCGAGCAGAUGCCACUAAUGACGAGGUUGACAUUGUUGUGGCCAUUCUUCGGUCUGAUCUUCUGUCUCCCGAGCUCACCCCGGAGCAGAUUGGCAAGGUGUUCAACGGCUACGUUGCCUGGAACCAUGCUGUGGAAAAUGUAGACUUUGAGAUGCAGCAAGGCGCCCAAUGGUUCGCUCAUAUGAAGCAACUUCUGAAGCUUUACACUCGCCAGCGCGAUAAGGCGAUGAUGCUCAGCAUUGUCGAAGAGCCGGUUACACUGCAGCUCUUCCGCGAUCUGUUCACGAUCUUCUACGAGCCUCUAGUCCGAGUCUACAAAUCCGCCAAUGUAUACGGCAGCAUCACAGACUUUGCACAUUUCGCCGAUGAUGCUAUAGCUGUCAUCCAAAGUGCGCAACGCCAGGAUGCUUCCGCCGAUCCAAACCAAACAGUUCAGGCCUUCAUCGACCUUUGCGCUCGCCACGAGGACAACUUCUACAAGUUCAUUCAUGAAGUACACCAGCACGACAACGGCCUCUUCCAGUCCCUGAUGGGUUGGAUCGAAGAGAUCCUCGAUUUCCUGCGCAAUGGCCCCGCCGGAGGCAAAAUGGAUAUCAACGCUUUGUUCCAAGGAGCUGUUGGAGUGGGCCAAAUUGACAAAGAACUUGCUCUUGAAGAAAUAAAUCUACUUAUCAAGUGGCAAGAAGACCGAAAACGCUGGCACCUGAAUAAGACUCGCCAGAAGAUGGCUGCCGAGGGUACCUCUGGAGAGACGAUCCCAGGCACUACGACUUUCAAGGGCAGUGACUUUGGUCUGGACGAGGCUGAUUUGGAGGAUCUUACUAUAUCUGACGAAGCUUCUGAUGCGUCUGACGAAGACACCGGAGAUGAGGACAUGGACGACCCGAUUGCGGUGGAGCGCCGCCGGCGGACAAAGAAGCAAGACCAGCUUCGCCGUACUGCAGGUGAACCCGCCAAGCCGGAGGUUACAGAGAUCCUCAAGCUUGCCGAACCCUUCGGCAUCAUGUUGCGACAUGUGCUUGCCGAUUAG